AGUUAGGGAUUUAUAGUGGGUGUUGCCACUCUGGGCUAUAAAGAUAGUUCUGGGCCUGUAGAUAAAAGUGUGUGUGCAUGUGUGUGUGAGAGGGAAAAAGAAAGAAAGGAAGAAAGGGAGACAGGGCAGAUUAUUGUGAAUUAAUACAGUUGUGCAAUGAUCUUUGCAUCAGGAAGACUCUUUAAAAGGGAACUUAACCAAACUUAUGUUAUGUUAAGCUUGAACAUGUUAGUUGUAUUUUAGGGCACAGAGUUUAAAGAAAAAAAGGGGCAAGUUUAAAGAGAAAGAGAAAACAAGCUGUUUGCCAUCUGGACAACAGAACCUACAGGAGUCAGCGUGUCAGCACCAUGGGGAAGUCAGCGUCAAAGCAGUUUGCUGAGGAGCUGCUGCAGAGCCAUAAUGAGUACAGGAGGAAGCACCAGGCUCCUCCACUGAAGCUGAGCGGAAAGCUGAGCAGAGAAGCUGCCCGUUAUGCUGAAAGUCUGGCGAGCACUCGGAUCCUGAAACACAGCGAGGAGUCCAGCAGGGGGAGCUGUGGAGAAAACUUGGCAUGGGCCUCAUAUGACCAAACAGGAAAGGAUGUGGCGGCUCGCUGGUAUGACGAAGUGAAAAACUACAACUUCAGCCACCCCGGAUUCUCCUCCGGCACUGGUCAUUUCACAGCCAUGGUGUGGAAGAGCAGCAAAGAGCUGGGUGUUGGAAAGGCCUCCGCAUCAGACGGCUCUUCCUUUGUGGUGGCCAGAUAUUUCCCAGCAGGGAACAUCACAAACAAGGGACACUUUGAAAAUAAUGUCCUCCCGGCUAAAACCAGCUCUUGAAGAGACGUGGAUCUUCUUGACUCGACUCCAUUUAUUUUUUUUUCCGUAUUACAGAAGAGACGCUGUCCGACUGCGCUGCUGUGGAGAAUACUCUGGACUGCAGCACAUCUUGCUGGAUAGAAAGCCAUACUGCACUCGUGUAUGGAUG
Molecule: messenger RNA, 966 nt
Organism: Nematolebias whitei (Rio pearlfish)
Lineage: Eukaryota; Metazoa; Chordata; Actinopteri; Cyprinodontiformes; Rivulidae
Gene: glipr2l
Product: GLI pathogenesis-related 2, like
Exons: 5
Coding region: 348-818 (156 amino acids)
Cellular component (GO): extracellular region
Source: RefSeq, a predicted model, not a curated record